GAAGAAAAAGAAGAGAUGAAAGAGAUGAAGACUGACAUUGCCAAAGAACGAGAAGUGUUGUUGAAGGAAAGGAGAAAUAUGGAAGAAGAGCGGUCUGAGAUGGAAAUGAGAGGAGACCAAGUCAUGGAUGAAAUGAAAUUGCUAGAGAUUCUGAAAGUGAAACUUCAACAACUGAAGGAGGAUAUAAAAGCCAAAAUGGAGAGAUUACUACAAAAUGUUGACAACAGGUCAAGGCUGCAAACAGUGUUGGAAGAAAAACUUCCAACCCAAGACGAACUGAAAGAAAGCAUUCGCUGUUUCACUGAAAUGUUAGAGAGAGAAAAGGAAGGUGUGAGAAGUAUCCUUUCAGAAAUGGUCACCAAGAGAGAAAGCACAGAAAAUGAAUGGAAGCAGCAGUUUGAACUGGACAAACGAGAGCUUGAUAAAGUGAAAGAAGAUCUGAGACACGACAGAGAAGAUCUGGAGAGAGAAAGUGAGGUGUUGAAUAAAGAGAAAAUGGAUUUGAAGGUGUUGAUGUCUGACAUCAAGAAACAAUUUGAAAUAUUGGAAGAAAAGAAACAAAAUAUAAAAGAAGAACGAGACUCAAUGGAAACCAUAAAGCUUGAACUCUCAAUAAGAUGGAACAUGUAAACAGGCUGUUACAUGAGACAAAUGACGAAAAAGCCAAGAUUAAAAAUUGUAUCCUUCAGGUUCAAACGGAAAAAGAAAGACUUGAAGACAUUUUAAGCAAGAUUUUCUUAACACAUAAUGAAGAAAAAGUCAAGGAAGAUGACCUCAGAAGACAAACAAAAGAGUGGAAAUCAUGAAAAAGGAAUUACAGAGUGAAAGAGCAAAAGUGGAGAGUCUGAUGAGGAAUCUGAAGAAGAAGCAAGAAGAGCUGAAGGUGCAAAGAAAAAGUCAAGGAAGAUGGCCUCAGAAGACAAACAAAGAAGUGGAAAUCAUGAAAAAGGAAUUACAGAGUGAAAGAGCAAAAGUGGAGAGUCUGAUGAGGAAUCUGAAGGAGAAGCAAGAAGAGCUUGAACGUGCAAAGGAAAUGAGUGAAGAAAAAGAAGAGAUGAAAGAGAUGAAGACUGACAUUGCCAAAGAACGAGAAGUGUUGUUGAAGGAAAGGAGAAAUAUGGAAGAAGAGCGGUCUGAGAUGGAAAUGAGAGGAGACCAAGUCAUGGAUGAAAUGAAAUUGCUAGAGAUUCUGAAAGUGAAACUUCAACAACUGAAGGAGGAUAUAAAAGCCAAAAUGGAGAGAUUACUACAAAAUGUUGACAACAGGUCAAGGCUGCAAACAGUGUUGGAAGAAAAACUUCCAACCCAAGACGAACUGAAAGAAAGCAUUCGCUGUUUCACUGAAAUGUUAGAGAGAGAAAAGGAAGGUGUGAGAAGUAUCCUUUCAGACAUGGUCACCAAGAGAGAAUGCACAGAAAAUGAAUGGAAGAAGCAGUUUGAACUGGACAAACGAGAACUUGAUAAAGUGAAAGAAGAUCUGAAACAUGACAGAGAAGAUCUGGAGAGAGAAAGUGAGGUGUUGAAUAAAGAGAAAAUGGAUUUGAAGGUGUUGAUGUCUGACAUCAAGAAACAAUUUGAAAUAUUGGAAGAAAAGAAACAAAAUAUAAAAGAAGAACGAGACUCAAUGGAAACCAUAAAGCUUGAACUGCUCAAUAAGAUGGAACAUGUAAACAGGCUGUUACAUGAGACAAAUGACGAAAAAGCCAAGAUUAGAAAUUGUAUCCUUCAGGUUCAAACGGAAAAAGAAAGACUUGAAGACAUUUUAAGCAAGAUUUUCUUAACACAUAAUAAAGAAAAAGUCAAGGAAGAUGACCUCAGAAGACAAACAAAAGAAGUGGAAAUCAUGAAAAAGGAAUUACAGAGUGAAAGAGCAAAAGUGGAGAGUCUGAUGAGGAAUCUGAAGAAGAAGCAAGAAGAGCUUGAACGUGCAAAGGAAAUGAUGAGUGAAGAAAAAGAAGAGAUGAAAGAGAUGAAGACUGACAUUGCCAAAGAACGAGAAGUGUUGUUGAAGGAAAGGAGAAAUAUGGAAGAAGAGCGGUCUGAGAUGGAAAUGAGAGGAGACCAAGUCAUGGAUGAAAUGAAAUUGCUAGAGAUUCUGAAAGUGAAACUUCAACAACUGAAGGAGGAUAUAAAAGCCAAAAUGGAGAGAUUACUACAAAAUGUUGACAACAGGUCAAGGCUGCAAACAGUGUUGGAAGAAAAACUUCCAACCCAAGACGAACUGAAAGAAAGCAUUCGCUGUUUCACUGAAAUGUUAGAGAGAGAAAAGGAAGGUGUGAGAAGUAUCCUUUCAGAAAUGGUCACCAAGAGAGAAUGCACAGAAAAUGAAUGGAAGCAGCAGUUUGAACUGGACAAACGAGAGCUUGAUAAAGUGAAAGAAGAUCUGAGACACGACAGAGAAGAUCUGGAGAGAGAAAGUGAGGUUCUGAAUAAAGAGAAAAUGGAUUUGAAGGUGUUGAUGUCUGACAUCAAGAAACAAUUUGAAAUAUUGGAAGAAAAGAAACAAAAUAUAAAAGAAGAACGAGACUCAAUGGAAACCAUAAAGCUUGAACUGCUCAAUAAGAUGGAACAUGUAAACAGGCUGUUACAUGAGACAAAUGACGAAAAAGCCAAGAUUAGAAAUUGUAUCCUUCAGGUUCAAAUGGAAAAAGAAAGACUUGAAGACAUUUUUAGCAAGAUUUUCUUAACACAUAAUGAAGAAAAAGUCAAGGAAGAUGGCCUCAGAAGACAAACAAAAGAAGUGGAAAUCAUGAAAAAGGAAUUACAGAGUGAAAGAGCAAAAGUGGAGAGUCUGAUGAGGAAUCUGAAGAAGAAGCAAGAAGAGCUCGAACGUGCAAAGGGAAUCAUGAGUGAAGAAAAAGAAGAGAUGAAAGAGAUGAAGACUGACAUUGCCAAAGAACGAGAACUGUUGUUGAAGGAAAGGAGAAAUAUGGAAGAAGAGCGGUCUGAGAUGGAAAUGAGAGGAGACCAAGUCAUGGAUGAAAUGAAAUUGCUAGAGAUUCUGAAAGUGAAACUUCAACAACUGAAGGAGGAUAUAAAAGCCAAAAUGGAGAGAUUACUACAAAAUGUUGACAACAGGUCAAGGCUGCAAACAGUGUUGGAAGAAAAACUUCCAACCCAAGACGAACUGAAAGAAAGCAUUCGCUGUUUCACUGAAAUGUUAGAGAGAGAAAAGGAAGGUGUGAGAAGUAUCCUUUCAGACAUGGUCACCAAGAGAGAAUGCACAGAAAAUGAAUGGAAGAAGCAGUUUGAACUGGACAAACGAGAACUUGAUAAAGUGAAAGAAGAUCUGAGACACGACAGAGAAGAUCUGGAGAGAGAAAGUGAGGUGCUGAAUAAAGAGAAAAUGGAUUUGAAGGUGUUGAUGUCUGACAUCAUGAAACAAUUUGAAAUAUUGGAAGAAAAGAAACAAAAUAUAAAAGAAGAACGAGACUCAAUGGAAAUCAUAAAGCUUGAACUGCUCAAUAAGAUGGAACAUGUAAACAGGCUGUUACAUGAGACAAAUGAAGAAAAAGCCAAGAUUAAAAAUUGUAUUCUUCAGGUUCAAACGGAAAAAGAAAGACUUGAAGACAUUUUAAGCAAGAUUUUCUUAACACAUAAUGAAGAAAAAGUCAAGGAAGAUGACCUCAGAAGACAAACAAAAGAAGUGGAAAUCAUGAAAAAGGAAUUACAGAGUGAAAGAGCAAAAGUGGAGAGUCUGAUGAGGAAUCUGAAGAAGAAGCAAGAAGAGCUUGAACGUGCAAAGGGAAUCAUGAGUGAAGAAAAAGAAGAGAUGAAAGAGAUGAAGACUGACAUUGCCAAAGAACAAGAACUGUUGUUGAAGGAAAGGAGAAAUGUGGAAGAACAGCAGUCUGGGAUGGAAAUGAGGGGAGACCAAGUCAUGGAUGAAAUGAAAUCACUAGAGAUUCUGAAAGUGAAACUAAUUGCGAGGAAAUCCCUGAAAGGUGAACUGUCUGAUGUACAACCCAGAGAGGACAUCCUCAGUAGUGUUACAAUCUCUACAAGAAACCUUAUAGGAAAACUAAAUAGACUGAUUCAUCAAGACUUGCCGACAUAUAUUAAGAGAGUAGAGGGGGAAAAUGAAAAAAUAUUACAAGUGAUCUCCACAUAUGAACAAAAUUGUGUCAGAAUUUAUAAGCAGAAAAUUAAAAUUACUGCAGAUUAUGACAAGAUACAACAACAAAAGAAACAUCUGUUUAAGACAACGUUUGACAAAGCAAUCCAAACUGAGGAUGUUGUAAAACAAUGCUUACAUGAGCAUCAGGAUGAAGAGACCAAUGAACAUGAAUUUAAGCAGAGGAUGAAGGAUGUUGCAGUUAAUCUUGAAGGAAGCAAAAGAUACUUGACACCUGACAAGGAAGGUCUGCUGUUAGUAGGAGAAGGUGAAGAAUUUGGAAAUGUCAAGAAAACAAAUCUUGCAACGUUGUCCAUCUUGUCAGCAGAGGAAGAUGACUUCACACAGAAGGGAAUUUUAAAAACUGAGUUUUUGAAACAAAUCUGGAAGGACACUAGAAUAGAACGAAAUGAAAUAAAUCAGAUGAAGCUCAGAGGUCAAAAAAUGAGAAACAAUAUGGAUAAAAGAGUAAAGGUGAUCAAUCAUUUUGUUAGGAGAUCAAUAUUUCAGAAAGAAAAGACAUCAGUUGAGAAAACAAGAAAAAUGUUGGAACAUGGGCAAAGUAAUACGUUUUUAUCUGUAAGUGGCAGGGAUGGAGAACACAAAUCACUUGAUGAAAAAUAUACCGAGCUCCAACAACUUAAGGUCCGCAUGCUUAGUGAGAUUGAGAAAUUCUACAUACAAAACAAAGCGUCUAAGACACUGACAACUAGCAACAAAGCUAAUCAAACAGUUCAACUAGAUUCUCCAAAUAUCUAUCAAGAGCAAAUAAAGGUAGAAGAAUCUGAAGCAGCACCAGAGAGAUCUCCUGGACUCCUCAGUCAGCUCAGACUUUCCUGUUAUCGCUGUUGCUCCCGUUAUUGUGCCUACUGCAAGCAAGGAUGUCCAAAGAAAAAAUGAGAGGCAAGAAAAGUGCUACAUAAAAAUCAGUCCAUUUACCUUUUGUUUUACUUUUUAGUUAUAUUAAUAUGUGUGUAUUUGGAAAAUGUGUUUUUCCCGUUAAUCAUAUUAACCUAACAACGUAAGAGUACCAGUCUGAUGUCAAUCAUCUAAUUUUUAAACAACUAGUUAUGUAAUGUAAAAGUAUUCCUUUAACAUGUUAUUUUUUUCACAAAUGCAAAAUAUUAAAGUUUAACAGAUAAUCUUAACAUUUCUAAUUACAUUUUUAUGCUGAUUUCUAAUUAAUCUUCUUUCAACAUAUUUAUUCUGUUGUCUUGUGUUAGAAUACAGAAGCACAAAGAAUACAGUAAAAUCAAAACUAACAAGAAUAUUUGAAAACUGUGACUCCAUAUAUAUUCAUAUUUAAAUGAAAGAAAAAUGCAUGUUUAACAUAAAUUUGAUCCCUAAAUAAAUCUUUUUCCAAAACCA
Maylandia zebra (zebra mbuna) is the source of this 5482-nucleotide messenger RNA. Lineage: Eukaryota; Metazoa; Chordata; Actinopteri; Cichliformes; Cichlidae. The record is from RefSeq and is a predicted model, not a curated record.